CAAACCGCAGUUCUCACGUCCACGAGUUCAGAUUUACGCAGCUGCAUUACUUUGCUCUGUAAAUCAAAGGAAGCAAGAAUGGGUGGUUUGAGCUCUGUUGCUCUUCUUGUUUUGGUGCUUGUUUCGUCUGCAAUGGUGUCGGAGAGUCGGGUGGCUAGGAAGGACUUGGGUCUGGACCUUGGUGGCGUGGGCAUUGGGGCUGGAGCGGGGCUGGGCUUGGGCUUGGGCUUGGGUGGCAGUGGCUCAGGUUCCGGGUCUGGAUCUGGAUCCGGAUCCGGGUCUAGUUCGGGGUCUGGUUCGGCUUCUGCGUCCGGUUCGGGUUCUGGAUCUGGUUCGGGUUCGGAAGCAGGAUCCUACGCAGGGUCUCGAGCUGGAUCAGGGUCUGGAAGCAAUCUAGGAGGUGGGCAAGGGUACGGGUCUGGCCAAGGCCGUGGGCAAGGGUCGGGCUCGGGAUACGGUGAGGGGCAUGGCGAGGGAUCCGGGAGGGGAAGCGGUUCCGGGAAUGGCUCUGGGUACGGCGAAGGCUAUGGCUCGGGUUAUGGCCGUGGAGGUGGCAACUAGAAGCAUUGAUUAUUGGUGGGGGAUGAUCUAAGAGGGGGUUAUUUGUCAUGUGUGAUGUCGAAUAAAGAACUGGUGUUAUGUUUUCUGUUCUAUGUAGUUUAAUUUCCGAUCCAUUUGCAUGCCUAGAUUUUACAAAUAUCAUCAAUGUAAGAAAGUUUAUUUCCUUGGUGCCUGCAGCCUAGUUGAGUUGGUAUUUCAUGAUGUGUUUUUGUUUCCACUCGUGUGGUUCAACGUUUAUUCAAGUUUAGAUUUGUUGCUUUA
Messenger RNA from Malania oleifera, 822 nucleotides. Its product is annotated as glycine-rich cell wall structural protein 2-like. The transcript has a single exon. NCBI's taxonomy places the organism in Eukaryota, Viridiplantae, Streptophyta, Magnoliopsida, Santalales, Ximeniaceae. The record is from RefSeq and is a predicted model, not a curated record. Bases 79 to 561 code for a protein of 160 amino acids.